AUGACAGCCAUUCAGAAUAUAUCAAAGUCAGUGUUUGUAGGAUUGUGUCGUAAAGUGGGGACCUCACAACAUGUGGCCAUGAGGAGAGAUCUUAUGGACGUCAGUGGAAUGAUACAACAUCAAAUAAUAAGUGGAGAGUGCAGUAUGUUAAGUGGAAGUCGCAGAGAAGGAUUUAGACUGAAAGAAUCAGAUAUGGACAUUAUGAUAUGGCCAAAUAAUCAUCGUGUGAUCUGGGAAUUAUCACAGUCUCAGUAUUACAACACAAACAGACAGACACUGAUCCUCUGUGACCGUUCUGAUAGUCCACCAGGAUUUACUUUGUUAUAUCUACUGUCACCAAGUGUUAAAAUGAAUUAUAAAUAUUAUAUUUCUAGUUCUCAAUACAGACAAAUCACGUGUUCUGCAUUUCCACUUAACACAUCCCAACAUGGACCCUGUGCCAGUGGAAUGUUUGGAACAACAGAGUAUGAUUAUGCCAACUGUUUUGUCAGUGCCUUUUGGCCUCCAUCUGCCUCCUCAUGGAUAGACAGAUGUCACUCAUGGCCCGAGCCUCAUGUUGUUGAUGAUAUAGUAAAAAAUGGAUGUCACUUUGUAGCAAUUGGACAUAAGCUAGGAAGUCAUGAAGACCAUGAAUGGAGAAUUUCUUUCUCUCUGGCAGAACAAAAACUAGUGUAUGCAAUGAAUCACUGUCAAUUCUUAACCUAUGGCUUAUUUAAAUUGUUCUUAACAGAAAUAAUUAACAAUGGAGUAGGUGAUGAUGAUAAAUUACUGUGUUCCUAUCACAUGAAGACAGCAGUUUUCUGGGUUAUUCAACAAAAUAUAAUACCUCAAUGGUGUCCACAAAAUCUCCUGGAGUGUUUCUGGGUCUGUUUUAAACUCAUCCUCAAAUGGGUGUAUGAGGGGAUCUGUCCUAACUUUUUCAUUCCAGACAACAACAUGUUUCUGAGUAAAAUUCAUGGCGACAAACAACAUCAACUAUUUAUUAGACUGUAUAGAUUGUAUGAGAAGGGUUUAGCAUUCCUGCUACACAGUCCCUCCAUUAAGUCAGAUAUAGAAGAAGUCCUUCAAAACCCGAGACUCAUCAUUUGUACAGAUGAACAAAGUCUGACUUCUGAAGCUGAAUUUGAUGUAUGCUUAUUUAAAGAAAUACAUGACAGGGACACACUCCACUCAUUAAAUCUACAAAAUUUCAUCACCUGUCUACAUUCAAUAGAACAGAUGAUAGGCGCGUAUAUAGGGUCACCCUUCCCCACACAGUACAGCAUUCUUAUGUUACAGAAACUUACAGCUUCUGUCCUUCAGAAUCUUGCUUUCAAAUUACACAUCAAAACCUGUACACAGAAAAAUAAAUUGAGGUAUAAUGCUGACAAAAUCUCCAUUCACAUGCUGAAACUAGCUUCCAAGUUUGGUUUUAUUAGUGAUAUGAUGUACAUAGCCAUGUAUUAUUACAAGAAACUUAGAUACAUGGAAGCUUUAUCUGUUAUUAAGAUAAUGAAGAUCAAAUUAGCACAGCCAUAUGUGAUGUGUAGGAAUUUAGGUGUAGAGAUGUAUACAGAUGCUAUAGGGGGACAGUCCUGGCCCACAAAGAUGAGGCAUGCUUUUGCAUGGGAUAUCAACCUUUAUAGUAAAAUCCAUUACAUCAGUGAGUUGAUACCAGAACAAUGGUCUAGUCUACAGAAGAAAUUGCAGUUUUUAGCUAUCCCACCCUUUAUACUGUUACACAUGCUAGAGAUCUUGUGCUACCGACAUGUUGACACAGAAAGAGUUCAAAUAGCUCUUCAUGAACUACAGACCCUAGUUCACUAUGAUCACAGCUAUAUUCUAGAUAUACGUCUCAGGGACAUAUCAUGGCAGAUUCUGGGGAUCUGUCAACAGGUGACAGGGAACCUCCAGGCUGCUCUAUACUCAUACAGACAAUCUCUCAGACAAGAACACUACAGUAAUAUAAACACAGCUACAAUUAUCAGAAUUAUUAUAUUGUUGUACAGACUUUAUUUCAGUCAAUUGUUGUUUGUAAACUUAUUUAUAUGAAUAAUAUAUAAUAUGGCAGAUUCUGGGGAUCUGUCAACAGGAAAUCUCCAGUCUGCUCUAUACUCAUACCAACAAUCUCUCAGACAAGAACCACACAACAAAAUACAAAUAGCUAUACAUAUGAGAAUACAGGACAUUUGUCAAUGGAAUCUCAAAAUGGGUAGAAUAAAUGAA
Molecule: messenger RNA, 2205 nt
Organism: Saccostrea cuccullata (small rock oyster)
Lineage: Eukaryota; Metazoa; Mollusca; Bivalvia; Ostreida; Ostreidae
Exons: 1
Coding region: 1-2031 (676 amino acids)
Source: RefSeq, a predicted model, not a curated record